AUGGCUCGCGAUAACAGCGACGACGAUGGCUCCGACUCUGAUGACCAUGGGUUCGUGAAGGUCGAUCGCUGGAAAUCCCCAACCGAGCCGGAGAUGGCGACGUUUACACCGACGCUGGCACCCAGCACAGCACCCACCCUGACCGUGUCGAAGGAUACGGGGCUGAUGUCCAAGGUGCGCAACACGCUGAAAACAGCGCUUGCUGCACCCGAAUCCACCCCCAGGGCCACAAAGCCGGCCCGGCAUAGACCACGCCAAGGCACAGUUCUCAAGGAGGACGCGGGAAGCAGUAGCAGCGACUGCGACUCGUCUGGGUCGGACUCUGAGCUCGAGGAAGUGAUAGACGAGACAGAGCUGGAGCUCAUCGAGGCCAUGGAGGAUGCGCAGAUUUCGGAGGCAGCGAAGCAGCAAGAGCAGCGCAGGCUUGUGUCAUCCCCGGGGCUCCGUCCGCAUGGGACACCCGGCAAGGCCCCGUGGGUUGGGCUGGGCGACAGCGGCCUGAGCCCCAAGGGCGGCGAUUACAACGAGACGCUGAAGCAGCGGUUUACAAGCAAGACUGUUUCUGGGUUAAGCACCUUGCGGCCAGCGGACGAACCAGUGGCAGCGUCGCCUCUGGGCAGGACCAGCCAAUCGCCAGCGCCUGGAGGCACCACAGUCUGUCCAGCAGAGCCUGCGAUUCGCUCACCAGCACCCACAAUGGCCACACCAGCGCACAGCAGCCCAUUAUCUCUCACGCCGGAUUCAAAGGCGACUCCGCCUACCGCAGAUCCAGUCUCGCCACCGCCGCCGGACCCGUACAGUGAGGAGGCAGAGGAGCCCCCAGCGGCAGCAUCGACACCAGUGCCAGCUGAACACACCGGGCUGUCGGCCUUGAAAAGCAAGGACGGCAACGAGCAGCGGCCGGCGUCAGUGCCGCUGGAUGCAGUUGAGUUUGUGGCCCCGGGCGUGACAAAGCAGACAGCCAUGUCACUGCUGCGGCGCGUGCUUGACAUCGAGGGCCCGGUGAUCCAGCAGAAGAUGGUUGAGUUCCUGCUGAUUGACGGCGUGAUUGCGUCGCUGAUCGGCUUCAUCACCCAUGCGCAGGGCUCGAUCUACUCGCCAUCAUCCAGCACGCAAACCACGCCUGGUGAGAGCCCGCACACGAUGCAGCGCACGCUGUCGUCGGUGGCUAGCGAGCUGCCUAACGCUGUGCUGGAGAAGUUUGAGCACCGCAACCACGGAACCGCUCGGCAGGGCCUGUCUGACACUGACCUGCGGCGCGGAUACAAUGCAGCGCAUAUGCUGGUGAGCCGCGAUCAGUAUGCGCGACGUGUGGUUGAGGCGAAGCUGUCGGUGAUUGUACCGUCGCUGAUGGCCGUGUUCCAUAAGGACUCUCUAGGAUCGUUCCACCAUGCGUGCAUGCUGCUGGAGCACUGUCUGGUGGUGUCGCCGAUGAAGACUGCACGGAUGCUGCUGUUCCACCAGAACCCGCCGUCACGAUGGUGGGCGCACUCGGCUGCGGUGGCCAAGGGCCAGGCGCCGAUCUGCGACCUUCUACCGUACAUGUCGGAGCCGUGCGUCCAGCAGCUGUUCUUGAAGGCCGAGUUUGGCGUGUGGACCGGCCGCCUAAUGACCAGCCUGGGUCUGUCGCCAAACGACGCUGUGGUGGUCACCGACGCGCUGAACCGCGAUGCAGGAUCAGAUAACCCGGCAUCGGCGCAGCAGCGGAGCAAGGCCCUGCAGCUGGUUCGCAACCGGUUCUCGCAGCUGAACCGCGGAGGCUUCAUGGAUCGAAUGGUGGAACUUAUAGAGGACCCUGACGCCCAGGUCUCCGAGAGCGUGUCCGAGUUCCUGGCCUUCAUGAUCAACGACUGCUCCAUGUUCCUCGGCUUCAACAUCUUGUUCAAGCCCAUCUACGAUUCGGAGCGGCCGGUGCGCCGUCUGGCCCAGCUGAUCAUCAAUUCGCCUCCUCAGCGCCUGUCGCCGCAGGCUAAGUCUGCCACACGCUUCCUGCAGGCGCUCCUGAUGAAGACCUCGUGCCAGUAUGGCCUGCGUGUGCGCGAUGCCCAGGGCGUGCAUGAUCCGGAGGUUCACGCGCGUGGAUCGCAGCUGCUACUGCAGGUGGGCCAGGCAGCACGGACUGCACUCGAGUCGUUUUUGCCUGGCCUGUUUGCGACCGUGGUGGGAUUGCAGGCGAGCACUGAUUUGACAACACAGUCAGCAUUUAACCGCCGCAUAUCGGUCGAAUCGCUGCGUCUGCCUGAAUAUGACGAGGCGGAUCCGGAUCUCGACACCGACGAUACUGAAGCUGCUAUGUCAUCGUUAUCGGAUAAUGGCGAGCAUCUCGCAGCUGAGCCUGGCCCUGGGCUGAGGCAAUUCAGUGACGAUGAUCGCAGCAUGCGCGGCAUGCACACGAGCGACGACGAAUCUGAUCUCCGCAACUCGGCUGCUGCGCUGCUGCAUGCAACAUACUCCGAGUCCAUCAGCUCUGGAUCCAUCUCGUCGUCGCUUUCGCCGUCAUCAACAUUGUCUGCUUCGCCAAUGAACAUUGCGAGCGGAACGCCCGAGCGCCCUGUCGACUCGUACAUGGGCGAGCGGCUUGAUGCCGAAGAGCUUGGCCUCCUGGUCGCCCUGCCCAAGCCCGAUAUCCACCGGCUGAGUCUGCUGAAGAUCUGUGUUGAAGUGCUGCGUGAGACUGACGACAUUGACGAGACCGUUGGCUGGGUCGAUUUGCGUGUGUGGCGCGCACUGACGACGUGGUUCCUGAACCACCCGCACAACAAUAUGCUGCACCUAUCGGUCUACCAGCUUGUGUCAACUGUGACCCUCGAAGCCGUACGACUGAGGCAGGCGAGACGCCGGUAUGCUGCUGAUCCGCGUGGAGUCAAGCUGCCAACAGAGGGUCGGAAGCCAGGAUCUGCGGGUGGGUUCGGAAAGGGCCGGUCAUCCGGCAGCACUAAUGGCAGCGGGCCAUCAAACAACGACCAGGCUAACGGUGUGCCAGAGAUUCAGACGCAGUCGGAAGGCAGCAGCGAACUGCGGCUUGCGAGGCGGAGAGCGCGGCGCAGACGGGCGAUGGCUGAGCGCAUUCGGCGCGAGGAGGCGACCAACUGUGACAACAUUCUGACGUACAUGGUCGAGCAGAACCAGUGGAUCGACAAGCUGGUCAGGCGUGCGACAUCGCCCAACUUUGACGGCGCCUACGGGUACAUCUCGCUGAUCUUGAACACGCUGCGCCUGGCUGUGCAGGUCGACCGGCGGAAAUGGGGUUCUGCGGCUGCAUCGGCGAAUCGUACUGUUGAGCGUACGCCGGCUACAACUGUGAGCAAGCAGACGCCGGUGUCUUCAGUCAGCGAGUCAGAGGACCUAUCGUUUGAUGUGUUCAGCGAUGCGCUGCAGGCGCUGAUGGUGGAGGAUGACGACGGGUUCUCUGAUGACGAGGUCCCUGAUGACAGCGAUCUGCUGCCGGAUCUGGCGUACCACGACCCGUCCACUCGCCGCCGGCUGUCAGAAUAUCCUCUGUAUCGCCUGCAGCGGUGGGAAAUUUCACUGCUGUACUCGCCGUCAUUCCGCACCCACCUACGCCGCCUGCGUAAGCAAGCUGUCCGGAUGGUGCGCAAACUUGACAGCUUCAGACUCUGCGACCAGUCCCGCACACCGAUCAUCGACCGUGACAACGGGCAGCGCCCGGUGCCCUACCUGUCGCCGCAGCGGAUCCGGCCGCCCGUGUCUCUGGACAACUCUGAGAUCAAGAAGAAGCAGCUGCAGAUCAACGUUGGUCUGCUGCUCGGCAAUAACCAGAACUCGUCUAGCGUUGCUAGCAAACUGGCGUCUGCAAGUGGCAAAGACAAGGACGAAGAGUGCGAAAAGUGCCCUGCGGUGAAUGACGUGGGCAUUGAUGCUGACUCGCUGUUUGCCCGCAUGCUUGGGUUCACUGAGGAUAUAGUUGAGCUGCCUGCCAAGCAGGCGGAUGAACGCAAGCCGGCAGAUACCGCGGCGGCGGAGGAUGCUGAGAAGGAAGGCACCGAGAGCACGAAGAAGCCCUCGCGCCUGGCGGUGCAUGGCAAGAGCAGCGAGCGACCAGUCCGAAACAGCUCGUCCAAGCGCAAGAAAUCGAAGCCGUCGCUCAGCCCCUCGAUGCGGGUCGCGAAGGUGUCAGAGAUUUUGGAGGACAUGUCGCCUGAUGCAGCGUCGGAGGCAGCCGAAGCCAUCUGCAAUGCACUGGGCACGACCUCUUCGUCAAACGCCGCAUCAGCUGCGAAGCACUCGGCGGCGUCGUCCAGCAGGCUGCGGAAGAAGGCAGCACCCGUGGCGUCGGCGGCCCGACGUCGGCGCUCGCGGCUGCAGCAUCGCUCGUCGAACUCGAGCCUAUCGAGUGCUCAGGCGACAGACAGUGCACUGAAGAAGAUUGAGGCUGCCGGUAUUCUUGGUGAGCUGUCGGUGGAGAUGGACCAGCCGCCAAAGAAAGCGAUUACAGCAGGGCGUAGAUACGGGAAAUAG
Messenger RNA from Linderina pennispora, 4479 nucleotides. RefSeq lists its product as uncharacterized. Bases 1 to 4479 code for a protein of 1492 amino acids. The record is from RefSeq and is a predicted model, not a curated record. Lineage: Eukaryota; Fungi; Kickxellomycota; Kickxellomycetes; Kickxellales; Kickxellaceae. The transcript has 4 exons.